UGGUGGCAGCCAUACCAGUCUUCUCUCUCCAAUGGAAUGACGAUCUUACUGACUUGAGAUCGAUAGAAACAUGGAUCAAUCGUAUGCCAUGUUAAGAAGAAACAACAGACCUGUGUGUCGUAUGUGGCAGAUGGGUCGCUGCGAACUUAACAGCAUCCAGUGUGAGUUCCGCCAUGCGGAGCCAGAUUUCAAUACACAGCCUAUGCCCAUGCUGUCCGAGGCCUUCGACCCUUCGCCGCGCUUGCCCGAUCCUCAUUGGGACGAUCACAGAAUGCAUCCAGACAGAAAGCCUCUGCAGGAGCUUGUGCUCCCUGCUCCUUCAUCAUCUAUCCUCGAGAUCGACCAGAGUCGUCCUGGUCUGGCCUUCCGUCAAUCGCCUUUGCGCGCAGACAUCGACCAAGACAGGUGGGCAAGCCCCAGGGGCAGUCCUAGAGGCAGUCCUAGAGGCAGUCUCAGAGGCAGCCCACGCAUUCAGCCUGGCGCAAACAACACCUUUGGAGAGAUGCAGUUCAACGCUUCUGGCAAGUGCGACGAAUGACAUUUGUAGCAUUCUUUCUGACUCUGGACAGGCCAACGCAUGCCAAUGGAUGACGUGUCGCAAACCGACGCGUUCAACGCUUGGAAGGACGAAAGAGAGCACCACAAUGGUAUGCCGCUCUUGUGACCAGAUCUACCGGGUUGCGACACUGACAUACCUGUAGAGUUCGUUCCGGAUUAUGACAUGACCAUCUAUGAGGACCCAGAAGAGUUCGACGGCGACGCGCCUAUGAGUGAAGACUACACCGAUGACGGUAUAUUUCUUCAACCACAGACUACCUACAGCUUUACUGAUGUUGCUUCUCCAGAGAUCUCCAGACUAGCUGAGCUCGGCGACGACUCGGAGGAAGAGCCCGAAGACAAGGAGAACGAUCUUUCCCAGAUCAUGUCGAAUGUGAUGCAGGUGGACAACGAGAACCCGCUGCGACGCCAGUUCGGCCAAGUCGACCUCACCCAACGCACGGACGCCACACGUGAAUCUUCAUCACCACACCAUGUAUUCACCUUCUCAUCAAC
Aureobasidium pullulans EXF-150 is the source of this 1053-nucleotide messenger RNA. RefSeq lists its product as uncharacterized. NCBI's taxonomy places the organism in Eukaryota, Fungi, Ascomycota, Dothideomycetes, Dothideales, Saccotheciaceae. The coding region runs from base 174 to 701 and encodes 175 amino acids. The transcript has a single exon. The record is from RefSeq and is a predicted model, not a curated record.